AUGUGGGGCUUCUGGGAUCUGGACAGAAGGGAAUCAGAGAAUAAAGAUCUCGUCCGUGGGGUUAAUUUGACGGCAAAACUGAACAAAAGACAGGGCGAGAAGCUUGAGAUGAAGGAUGGUGUCCUUCAGUGCAAGGCGUACAAUGGCGGGAACUCUUCAGCAGGUGUGAGGGCUCAAGCACGCUGCUGCAGACUGUCGGGUCUGACAUGCGAGUACCGGGUGGCAGGUCCGUCUCUCCCCUUUGAAGGGGCGCAAGCGGAGGCCACCUGUCCCAGCAACACUCAGCCUUUUGGAUGUUCCAGCCAUAGCCGUUACCCGGACAUGGAUGGCACGUACCAGGAUGUCAACGCCAGCAGCUGUGUUGCUCAGAGCGGUCACCCUGCACUGGCUGACCCUGCUGCCCGUUCCGGAUCAGUUGUCUUUGCAUCCUGCUGCUCUGGACCAAGUCUUAACUGCAUUCGCGUGACGUCACAAGAGACAGGACUUGUGCGCGGUGACCAGCAGCAGGUCACGUGCCCAUCCUCCUACGUCAUGGUUUCUUGUGCUUACUUUGCUCCGAACGGAAAGAGUGGUGGAGCCAGCAUUGUUCGUGAUGUCAUCGGGAAAGGAGUCCUGCGCGGCAUUAUGGGAGCCAGUAUGAACACGGGGUCAUCAGGGGUCACGGCCACGGCGACAUGCUGCAAAAUGAUCGCAGUCAAUGCAGUGGGCUUUGUCCUAUGUUUCAUGAUUAUGCAUCUCAAUGGAGCCAACUUCUGA
Molecule: messenger RNA, 756 nt
Organism: Pomacea canaliculata
Lineage: Eukaryota; Metazoa; Mollusca; Gastropoda; Architaenioglossa; Ampullariidae
Product: proprotein convertase subtilisin/kexin type 9-like
Exons: 7
Coding region: 1-756 (251 amino acids)
Source: RefSeq, a predicted model, not a curated record